AUGAAACAAGUGCAAAGUCUCUUCAAGAGGAAAUCGUCGUCGAGUAGUUCUUCGGCUCCUUCGGCGGCGGGCGGUUUCGCCGCAACCGUCGUUGCCACGGCUGUCUCGGCUGUGCCCGCGACCAUCGCGGCACCUUUAAUUUCGUCCAUUCUUAGUCCGAUUCAGGCCCCUGUGAGUACUGCAAUCACCGCGCCGACGGUCGAUUCUUCAGCUCCCUCCACAACAAGUCCCAGGUUUCUCGGUCCUGUGAGCUCAGCGCCGGCUGCUUGUGGAAUGGUUGCUCUGCCAGAAACCCGAACGAUCUCCCCACCUGCGACUCUGGCAGUUUCUGUGCCCUUGUACAAGCGUGAAGAGAUCGCACGGCGUGUGGAAGGUGGAAUUUUUGUAACUCGCACGCUGCCACACGGUAUCCCACUGACUAUCCCGUCGGCGAGAGCAGUUACCGUGAACGAGGUACGCGGCUUCGCCCCGCACCUCUUCGAAACACCUUGCCACAACACCAUACUUGAAUUCCUUACCAAGUUGGCUGUUCAGCUCAGCAAUGGUGCUCAUGUCGGAUCGAAUGGCACCGCAACUCGCACGCUUGUUGGUGCGAGAGGCAUCGGCAAGUCUGAGACGUGCAUGGGUUUCAUCAAUGCUGCGGGACAGCUCUGGCCGAGUGUUCUUCCAGUCUACAUCAACUACACUGGUGCCGCGAAUCCAAAUCAUGCGCUGAAUCAUCGCCAUGGCGCAUUCUUUGCCAUUCUCCAAGCGGUGGGCGCCUCUGACGCGGUUCUGCAGCAGUGCGACGACAGGUGUGCACACAACGUCCUGCUCGACCAGUUGUGGGACUUGAACCUCAGGGUGCUCCUCAUCAUCGAUGAGCUGGAUAAGGGCUAUCGUGAUGCCAGUGCAGGCCCUUUUCGUUCAACGCUCGCUGGACUGCAAGCAUUGGGCAACAGCACCAGUGGACGUGUCGCGGUGAUCCUGUGCGGCUCAUCUUCUUGUCUGCCGGAUCUCAUCUGUGGUCGUCGCAAAGAUGGCUUCCGUGAUGGAUGGCCGAACCUCAACAGCACCAAAUUUUCUCUCGUUCGCAUUCCUUCGCCAUCGCCUCUCGACGAGCCGCCUGUGGCUUCCAUUUUAAGUCAAACGAAACUUUGCCCCAGCACUCUUGUCAACCAGCGCCACCUCCUCUACUUGGCGGGAACCAACAUUCGUUCUCUUCACGUUCAUCUCUCCGAUGCGAAACAUCCGAUGCCGGAGGUCGACCUGGAGCAGUUGGAGGAUGGCCCUCAUCAGUACCACAAGUGCGCUCGUCCACUCCUCACGGCGAUCUUGGACAAGCUCAUUGACAAGAACAAGGAGCUGUUAGAAGAGCUUGUCGACAUGAAGGUUCUCAAGGCAAUUCCGAGCCAGAUUCAGAGCGUAGACUGGCCUUCCCGCUUUCUGCCGGUCGACGAGAUAGAGAUCGAUGCACUCUGGAAAGAGCUUCAAGACCAUCUCAAAGUCGCGUCGGAUCUGCAAGCGCCGCUGCCUCGAACGCUCCGCCACCUCCUUGACGAAGGCGUGCUUAUCGAGGUCGAGGGCGACUACUUUCCUUACAGCCUUGCCGGCCUGCUCGCGAGAAUGCUCUGA
Messenger RNA from Capsaspora owczarzaki ATCC 30864, 1614 nucleotides. RefSeq lists its product as hypothetical. NCBI's taxonomy places the organism in Eukaryota, Filasterea, Ministeriida, Capsasporidae. The coding region runs from base 1 to 1614 and encodes 537 amino acids. The record is from RefSeq and is a predicted model, not a curated record. The transcript has a single exon.